CACUGCGUUUACAUGCCAAGUUGUCAAAAAAAAAUGUCGGCCAACAAGGAAAAUAACCUUGUUCAGGCCUAUAUUGAAUUAAAUAAAUUUUGUCAAGGCGGAGAUUAUGAUAGAGCGUUAAAAGCUGCAGGGAAAAUCCUGCAAAUAGCACCAAAUGAACAAAAAGCAUUUCACUGCAAAGUGAUAUGUUUCAUCCAGCUGCAUAACUUCAAGGAGGCCUUAGCCGUCCUCACGAACCCUAAGAAUGCUGCGCUGGCGGCUGACCUGCACUUCGAGAAGGCCUACGCGCAGUACCGGCUCAAUUGUCCUAAUGAUGCGCUGCAGAUUGUGGAUAAUGCGCCGGAGAUGACUGUUGCUUUGAAAGAAUUGAGGGCUCAAAUCCUGUACCGCUUGGAGCAGUACCAAGACUGUUACAACCUGUAUCGGGACAUCGUGAAAAACACCACAGACGACUAUGAGGAUGAGAGAAAGACCAACAUGGCCGCCGUUGUUGCCAAUUUAGGGGCCCUGAACCCGUCGGCAGACUUACCCCAAUUCGACGAGACCACCUAUGAACUGGCCUACAAUGUCGGAAGCACUCUGGCCAUGCGUGGCAAAUACAACGAGGCCCUGCCGGUCCUGAAGAGGUCCGAGCAGGCUUGCUCGGAGAGUGUUCUGGAAGACGGAGGCACUGAGGACGAGGCUAAAGAGGAAGCGGGUAUCAUCAGGGUGCAACAAGCGUACUGCCUACAACAGAUGGGUAGAGAGAAGGAAGCGGCAACCAUCUACCAAAACGUGUUGAAGGACAAGCCGAGCGACCAGGCCCUGGUUGCCAUCGCUAGCAACAACCUUGUGGUCAUUAACAGGGAUACCAACGUGUUCGAUUCCCGGAAGCGUAUGAAAGCGGCCACGGCUGAAGGGCUCGAGCAUAAGCUGAACUCACGCCAGCGUACCUCUAUAACCUACAACCAGGCUAUUCUUGCCAUCUACUCCAACCAGCCCGACUUCUGCAAGCAAUGCUGCGUGAAACUCACCAAGUCCCUGAAACAAGAACAGCGUGCUGCCCUAGUGGAAGCUUCCUCCCUCGUCAAAGACGGCAAGAAGAACCAGGCCGUUCAGCUGCUGCUGAAGGAAGGUGGAACCCUGACCCUGGCUGCUGCUCAAGUACUGCUGGCGAGUGGUGACCGCAAAGCAGCCGUCAAACUAUUAGAAGAGAGCGAAUACAAAUACCGCCCUGGCGUUGUCGGCGUUCUGGCUACGUUACUCUGCGCCGACAACGAACUGGAGAAGGCUUCGCAGCUCUUCAAGGAUGUCUAUGAGCAUUACAAGAAUGAUGAGCGUUUCGCGUCUCUACGCGCGCUCUGGCAGGCUGCGGCGGGCGUGCACGCACGCGCCGGCUGUGCCGCCUCGGCCGCCGCCGCGCAUGAGGCUGUGGCCAGGGCCGCGCCCGAUGACGCUAGGAGUCUGGCGCGGCUGGUUAAAGCGUUGGCCACCGCUGACCCGGCCAGAGCCAGACAGCUGGCGGAGAGGUUACCGCCGCCGGCCAAUGUUGAGGGUAAGAUUGACAUCGAAGCCCUAGAGUCGUCGAAAUGGAUGAUGGGAGCCAAGGUUGUGAAGAAAACGGUUCAGAGCAAGCAAGAGCAGUCACCCGGAACGCCAGGGUCGGAGUUGGGCACGAAGCGCAAGCAGAAACGCAAGCGCAAGACCAAGCUGCCGCCCAAUGCGGACCUGUCCCGGCCCCCGGACCCAGAGAGAUGGCUGCCGAAAUACGAGCGCACGGCGUAUCGUAAGCGACGCGGCGUGCGGCGUGACGUCAUCAAGGGCAGCCAGGGCAUGUCCACCACGGCCACUGAUCAGUACGACAUGAGUAAGCAGACGCCAAGCGCCGCCGCCACGGCCGCCAAGAGUCCCCGCGUGGAGAAACAACAGGAAUCGGCCUGGUCACGCAAGCAACAGCAGAAGAAGAAAGGAAAGGGUCGCAAGUGGUAACUCUGUACCGAUAUAUGCACAAUAAAUGAUUAUUUGUA
This is a messenger RNA of Cydia amplana, 2006 nucleotides long. RefSeq names its product signal recognition particle subunit SRP72 (gene Srp72). Lineage: Eukaryota; Metazoa; Arthropoda; Insecta; Lepidoptera; Tortricidae. Gene Ontology annotation, cellular component: signal recognition particle, endoplasmic reticulum targeting. The coding region runs from base 13 to 1968 and encodes 651 amino acids. The record is from RefSeq and is a predicted model, not a curated record. Gene Ontology annotation, biological process: SRP-dependent cotranslational protein targeting to membrane. The transcript has 13 exons. Gene Ontology annotation, molecular function: ribosome binding; 7S RNA binding; protein binding.